Messenger RNA from Closterium sp. Yama58-4, 236 nucleotides. The record is from the annotation of a GenBank genome assembly. NCBI's taxonomy places the organism in Eukaryota, Viridiplantae, Streptophyta, Zygnematophyceae, Desmidiales, Closteriaceae.
CCUGAGUUUCUCCACCAGCUCCUUCUGGCCGAGCAUCCUAGCCUCCUCUCUUCCAGCAGCAGUGCCACCACCACCACCAAUGGCACCAGCAACAACAACACCAGCACAGACAAACAAGCAGCAGCAACAACUAAUGGAUCUAGCAAUUCAAAGAAGGAGAAUCUUACACCUCGGGCUCAGGCCAACAUAGGCAGAAUGAUCGCUCUGCUGUCUGCAGGGCCUUCCAUCAUGGCCAC